CUUGAACACCAUUUCAUAAUGUUUAGAUUUAGAGCUAGUGUUGAUGCAGAAAAAGCCGCCUAAAAUCGGAUUUACAGUCCAAGAACUGGAUUUCGGAAACUAAAAACGUUUUAGAUCACUACCGUCAAACUACAUAUUAUAGACUAUCAUGGAAUUUCAGAAUACUACCACGACUUCAGUGUCAGAGCAAACUAAUGGACACGAAAUGUCGUCAUCAUCAAUUUCGAAUAGCUUAGCCGAAACGGUUACGCCGACCUUUUCGGAUGGCUUGGAUUUCUCCAGUAUGGCAUCCAAUAAUACUCACAAGGGAUUGGGACUGGGAAGACAUACUGUUAUUGGGGUUGUGUUCAUCGCACUGGCUGCUGUUAUUUUGAUGGUUGUAACAGUGGGCGGAAAUUUGUUGGUCAUCAUUGCCUACAGAAGCAAUCGGCGGCUCCGUUCAGUCAACAACCUAUUUUUGGUGAGCCUGGCGUGUUCAGAUCUCGUAAUAGGUGUCGUUUCAAUGAACUUAUAUCCAAUCAUGAUGAUUACGGAGUAUUGGCCUUUUGGACAUAUCUUCUGCGACAUUUGGCUCUGUGUGGAUUAUACACUCAGUAUGGCAUCCGUUGCAAACUUGAUGCUAAUAUGCCUCGACCGGUACUUUUCUGUCACGCGCCCCUUCACGUACAGAUCUAAAAGAACUCGACCAAGGGCCAAAGUUGCCAUCGUUUUAGCGUGGAUAUUUUCGAUGCUACUUUGGGCACCGGCAAUAUUAAUAUGGCCACGUGUACAAGAUCGAUUAGCUGAGGACGGACAAUGUCAAAUUGAAUUUUUUCAAAACCCAAUUAUAACCUGUGUGACGGCCAUACUGGCCUUUUAUCUGCCUGUAUUAAUUAUGAUAAUAUUAUACUGGCGUAUAUUUAUGGAAACAAGACGAUGUCGUCAGUAUUUGGAUUAUUUGAGAAGUUAUAAGAUAUCAAACGCUAAAUCUCCCAUCGUUAAAAGAGCGGCAACCGCACAAAAGUCAGCACCUUCGUCAGCCAGUGUUAAAUCAAUUGGUGAUAAUUCUCCUCCGAGACGCCGGAUAAACUCGACUCCAUCAUCCAGUUUUCGUACUUCAGCAAUGCCCAUUUGGCGUCCCGAUCCAUUACAAGAAAACCCGGACGAAGCUUCUUGUGGCGACGUGUCACCUUGUGAGGAUCGCCAUACGGAAAAUCGUGAUCUUCAAGCUCGGGUAAAUUUCACGGCGUCACUGAGUAAUAGUUCGACAGAUAUGAACGGAGUCAACAACAAUGCAACAGACGGGAAAACGACUGCUGCGAGGCUAUCCCAUUUCCAAAGACUAAAAAGGACGAUUGUAGGAUCAAUUCGAAAUACAUUUAAAUCAUCGACUACCGACGAACGACGAGAAAAGAUGGAAGAAAGUCUUCCUGAUAAAAACUACAACAGACGUGAUACCGAAUCCAGCUGCUGUGAUCAGUCACAUACUCUUACAUUGUCAAGACGAUCGAGUUCUGGUACGACUCCCGUGGACAAAGGCGAAAGUUGCGCUCUUUUACAGGGUGACACAGUUUCUCCAAACUGUAAUUCUGCAAAUUCUAACUCUGUCCAUAAUAAAGACUUUGUAGUACCAAUCAUAAUAACUACAGACGAAGAGUCCGAUCAGCGCGUACCAUGUCUAGCUAGAAGGACAAAAAGCGAGGGCGAUGGAUUUAAAAGAAGUCGAGAUUCUCUCCCUGUUCCACCUCAAAAACCCCCAGCUAUUCCGAGAAGUCAAUCUUCUGUGGAAGCUCCCACUCCUGGUCAAGCAAAAAUGCCGUCGACUGACCGCAAGGCGGCACGAACUUUGAGCGCAAUUUUACUAGCAUUCGUCGUUACAUGGUUGCCCUAUAACGUUUGCGUCCUAUACUCUUCUUUUUGCACCGGGAAAUCAUGUGAGGCGACAAUACCAACAGCUGUUUGGGAUUUUGCGUAUUAUUUAUGUUACAUCAAUUCAACAUUGAACCCAUUUUGUUACGCGGCGUGCAAUAAGACCUUUCGUAACACUUUUAUACGUUUGCUAACCUGCAGCAAACGUGGAAAUCGGAGAAGACGGUUUCGUUGGUGUUGGCAAACCCGUCGUCGAGAUCGAAUAGGUGAGAAUACGUUUUCCAUGCAGCCGUCAACUUCAUCUUCUCGGUCUGUGCCACCGUCUCCAAUUUUUAAAAAGAGGGAAAGUUCUAGUACGUGACCACCUUGAAGGCGGUACGCUUGCUUGAAGACCGUUUACACCCAAGAGGUUGAAAAAUACGGAAUCUCGUUCCAAGAGUUCAAAUAAUGCGAAACGGUGUCUCAAUAAUAUCCAAAAGACUUGAGAGUUCGGUUGGCUAUCGUGGAUUCAUUUAAAUGCCAUUUAUGGGCAUUGUCGGUAGUUGUAUCGGGACUGGCGCCACACAAUAAUGGAGGAUGGUACAUUUUACUAGUAAUGUUAUGGUACAUUGAGGGAAAUAUUUUAACUAACAAUAGACAUGAAAUCCGAAUGAAUUAAUUUCAGGUAAAAUUCUAAAUUGGUAUUGUAAGAAAAUUGCGAUUUUUAGACUUAACAUUCAAGUAUAUUUGAUAUUUUCAUGUCGGAAUUAUUUUUUCAUUUGUAUUGAUAUUUUGACUAUGAUGUACAAAUUGGACGUAUGUAUUGCAUAGUAUCAGACUCAAGCCUUUUAUUAGGACCAGAUAUUUAAAUUAUCUGUUGUAAUCACUUCAAUUUGGGGGUUUGCGAAAAAUUAAUGUUGGCAAAUUGAUUUUUAUUGGUAGAAAUUAUAUCAUUGGCUGCAUAGCUUCUUAUCGUUCUGAUGGAAAAUGUGUUUUCAAAUAUUUCGACGAAACAUAAAAAUAUUCUGGGUCGAACGUUUUUUUUUGUAUGUGCUAACAUCUACACCACACAUUGGCCAAAAUGCAUUUUAGUCCGUUCCAAAUAUUUACAUACUUGGUACUCUUUAGUACUGUGUACCGUUUACCUUGUGUCGUAAGUGUUGACCAACCAUGUUAUGCACGUCCUUUAUUACGUAUUUUGUUCCGUUGUAGCCCAAUACUAGUUAACCUUGACCUCAAACAGUGGAGUGGUUGAUGUUUUUCGUUUCAACGUACGAUAAGCGAUUGUUCGCGGCUUAUUUAUCGAUUCGUGAUACCGGAUUUCCACGGUCGUCUCUAUCAACAAUAGUUAAUAACUAGUAUACCAACUGCUCGCAAAAUAUACGAAAAAGAAACGCACUUUGGUUUGUAUAAUUGCGAUCAACCGCAUUCAAAAUAUCCCCUGCGCCAUUGAGAUUAACGCACAACGUCAUAAUUGUUUGCGUAAUGCGUGGAAGGUUAAUAAUACUGAGCAAUAAGCAUCCGCGGCAACUAUAUUAAUAUUCAUUCUAUCUUCGCGAACGUGGAAUUAGAAUUAGUCGUCUCAUUAAACCACACAAUCGAAUUUCAGUACCAACCUUACAUUGUUAUUGUUGACCAAUUCUACUGACAAUUUUUUGCUUAUCAAAUUUGCGCCGCCCCUCCAUUGUUCUGUCUAUACCCCACGUAUGAGAUAGCGUCAUUGAAGUUCAUUCAUAUAUGUCAUAUUGUCAUCUCAACCUGUCUAAUAAAACUAUAUAUACAGAACCACAUAACCGCGAAUUUACUAACUGAUCCUCUCCGAAUCUCGUCACGGUUGUUUUGUUGGUUUAGUCUUGCGGGGAACUACAUCGAACAUUUUAAAUCAUAGAGCAAUACAGUAUGUUCGAUCUUUAUCAAAUUGCGAUUUUUUAUACACUAAUACCAUCUAUUUUAGAAUAUUUAUAAAAAAAAAAUAUCGAUGUGGACAUGUGUACAACAUAAUAAAAAUGGUGAAAAUUUGGGGACUCCGUCAUCCAGUUGAGUAACUUGACUUUUAAUACUUUUAUCAGAAUUUUCCUUGAAAAAAUGUAUGGUGGAAAUAUAUUGAAGAUUUGCUAUUAUUUAAUAGCGGUUUGUUCAAUAGCGUCUUCGAAACGAGCAAUUUUUCAUCUCGCGUAAAAGCGUCAUUUUGAUAUUUCAUCGUUCUGUGACUGCACACGAUAUUGAUAUUAUUGGAUCCCCCAUUGAGCCAACGCCGUCAUUGUUGAAACACUCGUACUGCGAAAUGCGAAGUCUCAUUUGUAUAAAAAUAUUUGGACUCUAUUAUGCUUUUUCAUAUUGAUGGGCAAGAACUAAAGUAUUGCCAUCCACUGGUAGAUUAUUUUUGUUUUGCAUUUUUUUCUGUGCGUACAUAGCUUAUUGUGAUUCUUAUUAAAUAUUAUGUAAGAAUGUUUGUGAUUGAACCGGAAAAAAAACAGUUUCAAACUGAAAUCACCGUUGUUGACAAUUUUACGUUUAAGACGUCACAGUAAAAUUCCAAAAUUUUCCAACCCUAAUACCGAAUAUAGACAAUUUAUACUUGCAACUAACCCAAAACGUACGCUUAACGUCUCCAUAAAUCAUAGCAAAAUCUGACGCCCGAAAAACCCUACAUACCAGCAAUGAUAUCUGUUUAAUUGAUCAUCCGUUUAUGUACAAAUUCCCGAGGAAAAGUGAUCCAUAAUUCGUUUAUUAGUCAUUUACAAGAAGAAAAACAUUGCGAAAUAGAUAAUCAAUCUUGAUAAACGCCAGAUAAAAUUUCGGAGGCAAACCACGUACUGCAAAAGUACGGAUAACUGAUUGGAAUACGUUCAAAAACAUUGGUACGAUCAAUAGAAACAGAAGCGGCCUUAAGUCGCCACAACCUGUGCGGCCGCAAUUGGCCUCGCAUUACCAUAGGCCCCGCGCUUCAUAAUCCUUGUCAUUGAGUGUGUUCUAUGUCGAGUGCAAAAGUACGGAUAACUGAUUGAAAUACGUUCAAAACAUUGGUACGAUCAAUAGAAAACAGAAGCUGACUUAGCUUAGGCCACCACAACCUGUUUGGCCGUUGUGGGCCCCGCAUUCCCAUAGGCCCCGCGCUUGAUAGUUCUUAUCAUUGAGUAUGUUCUAUGUAGAAAGCAUAAUUUUAAGGAUACAUCACGGUAACCUCUACACGCAAGGCCCGUAGAGUAAAGUUACUUGAAACCUGAUUUUGUAUUUAGUUAUAGACUAUAGGAAUGAUAAAAUGUAAAGACGAAGUAAUUUUCUAUCACAAAACCUUAUUUUUUUGUUAUCAUCAAUAUCUAGGCCCGUGCAAUGAUUUUGCAUGGGUCCUCUGACUGGUUAAGACUGACCCUGAACAGGCAGUAGUAGCCUAUAAUCAACUAAAUUUGCGAGAGUUUGGAUUCAUUUUUUGGCCUAACAAACACCUAACGUAAAACGUGAUUAUGAACGUAAAAGUAAUGCAUUGAAGCUUUAUUUGAAUAUAUGUGAAUUCAAUUGGUACGGGUUUGCUUUCUAACAAAUAAAUAUAUUUAUAUUAUAUUGCUUGAUAUCCCUAUAUCUGAUAUAACGAUAUUGCACUUUGUGAUUUUAUGUUGUCUAUUUCGUUUUGAGUUAUUGCUUUUAUCGUUCUAUCAUAUUUGAUUGGUGCAAAUACCGUAUAUGCGUUUACCUUGGUAUAUUAUCAUGGGGAUUUUUUUUUCAAUUCGGAUUUUUUUCAAAUUAUGAACGUUAAUGGAAAUGUUGAUCUCAAGCAUUGGCUAUAUAUAAUGAGUUGUGUUGAAAAUGCAAUGGAUUAGGUAUGUUUUUUUUUUGCUAAAAUAUCACCCCC
Messenger RNA from Styela clava, 5677 nucleotides. Its product is annotated as muscarinic acetylcholine receptor M2-like. Gene Ontology annotation, biological process: G protein-coupled receptor signaling pathway, coupled to cyclic nucleotide second messenger; chemical synaptic transmission; adenylate cyclase-inhibiting G protein-coupled acetylcholine receptor signaling pathway. The record is from RefSeq and is a predicted model, not a curated record. Lineage: Eukaryota; Metazoa; Chordata; Ascidiacea; Stolidobranchia; Styelidae. Gene Ontology annotation, molecular function: G protein-coupled serotonin receptor activity; G protein-coupled acetylcholine receptor activity. Gene Ontology annotation, cellular component: synapse; plasma membrane; dendrite.